AUGUGUUAGGAAGCUAUUUUAACAUGGUUUAAAAAGAUUUUAAAUGUUGACUGUGGUAAUCUCUACAUAGACUUAAUCGAUGGAAUCAUGGUUGAAAAGCUUCUAAACCUAUUCAAUCAUAACCAUUUUCCAAUCAAAGUAGAAUAAUGUACAGAUUCUUAAUUUGUUUUCAAUUAUGCAAGGAUCAAAUCAAUUAUCGAGAAUAUGUCAAACUUUGAUUCUACUCUUUAGGUGAUUACUCCUUUAAAGAUAGUAGAAGGAAAUGAUGAAAAUGAGUUAAAUAAAUUUAUUUAUAACAUCAUCAAGGUAUUUACUUUUCAUAUAUAAAGUUUAGAUUAUCUAUGAUUGGAACAAGGCCAAAGAAGCUCUGAACCACUUGAGGAAUGAUUAAAUUUAAUACAUUUUAGAUUUCUUUAGCAAAGAAGAUUUCAAUUAUUAAUAACAAUUAUUGUACAAGUAAUUGAUUGAGUAUGAGACAAUUAAUAAUAAAUAAGAAAUUUAGAUCAAAUAACUUGAAUAAAAAAUUUUAAUUUUAGAAGAAAAUAUUCUAAAAUUAUAAAAUCUCUAAUAAAGCUUGAAUGAAGAAAACAAUUCAUUGAAGGAAUGUUAGUAUUUUAUUAUUAUUCUUUUAGAAAUUGAAAAGCUUAGAAUUAAUGAAUUAGGUUAUGAUUGUAAUUUCACAAUAAAUUAUUUAAAAUAAGAAUGUUUAAAUUUGUAAAUGAUUAUCACUAAUUUAGAAAAAAGAAAUGAAUUGUAUGAUAUAUUAAUAUAUAUAUCUAGGCAAUAAUAAUAGAUUUAAAUUUUAAUUCAGUUUGAAUAAAAAUCUAAGGAUUUAGAAUAAGAAUUGUAAUACUAAUAAAAUAAAAAAAUUGUCAUUGAUGAAUUGUAGGAAAAGAAUUAGAUUUUAAAAGAUCAAGUUAAAGUAUAUGAUAACUAUUCAAAGAUUCAAAAAGAAAAUAUAAAUACAUCAAAUUAAAAUACUACAAACCAUACCUUAUGCGAACAAGAAAUAUUUAAAUUAAAAAAUACAAUUACACAAUUAGAAUAAUAAAUCAAGAAUUAAUUUUAAAUGAAAUAAUACACUUAAGAGACUCCAAAGAUUCCAAAACCAAAAGUAAAUAGUUUAUCAGAAUAAAAAUAAAAAAAAUAAUGUUGUUUUGAUGAUAAACUUUAGAAAUAGAAUGAUAUGUUAAGACAGAUUAUUUCCAAAUUUGAAAUAUAAUAAUAAUCUACUUAGCCUUUUAUGAAUAAAUGUUAAAGAGGAAAAUCAUUAAAUAAUUGA
Messenger RNA from Paramecium sonneborni, 1282 nucleotides. NCBI's taxonomy places the organism in Eukaryota, Ciliophora, Oligohymenophorea, Peniculida, Parameciidae. The record is from the annotation of a GenBank genome assembly.